Camellia sinensis is the source of this 1815-nucleotide messenger RNA. Lineage: Eukaryota; Viridiplantae; Streptophyta; Magnoliopsida; Ericales; Theaceae. The record is from RefSeq and is a predicted model, not a curated record.
UGCCCUGAAAAAAUUGUUUUCAUAACUUGAGUCUGCAUUAUUAAGAAUAUUAACCAGAAGUCUUAUCAUUGAGUCAAAUUAUUCUUUUCUUUUGAAAAAAUAAAUAAAUAAGGUGGUGUUUGAGAAGGAAAGUUGAGUCUAAAUUAGCCACGUCCGGACAAAAAAAAGCUUAUUUAGCUACAUGAAGACAAAAGUGUUUGAACGGGUUGGGUUAAAACCCUUCUUAGGGUAAAUUUACCAAAAUACCCUGAAUGUUUCCUCUCAUUCUGAGGCCCAACGCCUCACCACACACACAACUUUCCUAGGGCACACAACAAACGAAAAAGGCAAUUAAUGUAUACCAGCAACGACGACAUCUGAGGCAGCUUCGCAGAGGCGAUCGGCAGCGGACUACGCAUCUGCGGCGUCGAAGAAGACUCACGAACAAGUCGGCAAAUUGAACGAUUGGGGCGUAUGUUGGCGGCGGCGAACAAGAACGAACCCUCUCAAACACCACCGAUCUUCAGUAAUGGCUUUCAUACGUACUUCUCCGCGUACCCAAUCCAAAAGCAAAAGCAUUGUCACAGAGAAGUCAAGCAGUCUUAAAGAGACACAUAAUCAGUUCAGCCACAAGGCCUCAUGGGACAGUCACUCAAUCCGAGUUUUCCUCCAGUUGAUUGCGAAUAAGAUUACUAAAGGAAAUCGCCCAUUCCUAGUCCUCAGCCAUGUAGGGUACAAGUCCUUGGCAAGGAAAUUUGAGAAAAAAACAGGAAGAAAACAUAGACUGAAACAGUUGAAGAAUAAGUACAUGAGUUUGAAAAAAUAGUGGCAAGCGUGGACAAAGUUGAUGGAUUCAAGCAAAGGAGUGUCAGGAAUAGGGUUUGACUGUGACACCGGUAUGUUUCAGGCACCUGAGGAGUGGUGGGACAAGAUGGAAUCGAUAAACAAGGUGUGUGCCAAGUUCAAGAAAAAAACCUUGGAACAUCGUGAGUUGAUGGAGACGAUCUUCAUGGGGGCAUCAGCUACUAGUAAGCACCAUUGGACCCCGAGAGAGAAACUUCCUGAAGCUGCUGAUGACUCAUUUGAUUUAGUGCAUAGUCUGGGAACCCAGCCAUUUGCUGAUUCGAUACCCGUAGGAGUACAGGACGUGGAUUCAGAUUCUUCACUGGAGCAUGUUCCGAUUAAAAAGGGGAAAAGGAGAAAGACGCCAUCAACAUGUGUUUCAAAGUCGAAGAAGGCAACAAGUGGGGCGUCAGUUAUUGCGGAAAGCAUGAACAACCUAAUUGAUGUGGUGCGUACGAAGAAUCAGCAGGUUACGGUGAGGCACCUCACAGGCAACGAAUCACUGUACACUAUUUCGGAGUGCAUGCAUCGCCUGACGAGUAUUCCAUCCCUGAUUGGUACGCCGUUAUUCCACUUCGCCUUGACACUUAUGGAUAACGCCGAUUACCGGGAGGUGAUGAUGUGCCAGCUUGAUGACGACCACAUCAUAGGGUGGCUUACACAAAAGCAGCUCCAGUGUACUACGUCGGCGUCGUUUGCGAACCUGUUUGGGGCUCGCCGGAUGUGUUGUGCGGGUGUUAGGAUUGUUAAAGAUACCUGCCCUUCUCUUGCUUUUGAAAACUUUUAUUUAUGUUAUUGUUGGCACUAUAUUAUAACAGGAUGGUUGUGUUUGCAUGUUUUUAUUACUUUCUUGUUGUUUUUUUUUCUUGCUAGCUAUGGUGAACAAAACUUUUAGUUAAGUUUGUCGUAGAAAAAAUGGAAGCAUGGUUGUGCGUUUUUUGGGAUAGGAAUGGGAUACUUCUGUUUUAAUUAAAUGUAUGGCAAUGAAAUGCG